UUUGCCAGAGGAGGAGGAGGAGGCCAGGAGAAAGCUUUGUCUUCAGCCAGAGCUUGAAGAUGAGGCUUAAUCAUCUCACGACUUGGGGCUCCUGCUGACUCCAGUGUGGAUGCUGGAGUAGCGUUCGCGGGACAGCGUGAGCGGCGUUGUGCAUGUGCCACUUGGCCGAGCCCCUCUUGGGAGUGGGUGGAGGCACACCCAGCCUCCUUCAGUCCGGGACUCCUUGGUGAAGUGGAGCCAAGGCCCCCUGGCUGGGAAGACUGCGGUGUGGGAGAGCCCUGGCCCACCACAGGGAGGUCUGCCCUGGGCCAGCGCCAGGGGAUGGCAGGAAGGGUAAGGCCUAGGUGAGCCCAGCUGUGGAGGGGCACUGCGGCCGUGGCGAUGGACCGCUCCCCACGAGCUGCUCCCCGGGGCACGCUGGAGAGCCCUACAAGCCUUGUGCCAAGUCCCUUCGUCCACUCAACCAGCCAUCCAACCAGCCGUCUUCUGGCCGUUGCCGACAAUCCUUGGCGUUCCUUGGCUCGUGGCUGCAUCCCUCCCAUCUCUGCCUCCAUUGCCACGUGACGUUCUCACUGCAUCUGUGUCCCGUUUCCUUGGUCUUAGGACACCAGUCAUUGGAUUUAGGGCCCAUCCUAAUCCAGUACGGCCCCAUCUUAACUUGGUGACAUCUACAAAGACCCUAUUUCCACAUACGGUCACACUCACAGAUGGCAGGGGUCAGGACCUCAACACAUCUUAUGGAGGAUGCAAGUCAAUCUACCAUUCCAUACAAGUCACAGUGACAGAGCACAGACUUUGGAGCCGGGCAGACUUUGGCUCAAAGCCUGGCAGAGCCACUGGCCUGUUCUAUUUCUUCAGCACAGCCAAGUGGGAAAAGAAGCCUGUCCUCAGGGCCUCCUAAGGGUCACCUGAGGGAGAAAAAGCACCGAUGGAGGAUCUGGGGAGUGGCAGAAACUCAGCCAAGAUGGCCCCCAGCUGGACAUGGGACUCAGAGGAGGGACCCAGGGUCCUGUUCUCCAGGAUCUCGUGGUCUGUGGGACAACAGGCACCCACUGAGGGUUAGGACUUACGACGGGGACGGCAGUAGUCAAGCUGCACAUGAGGAGUUAGGACAAGCAAGGACCAUGUGUCCUGUGGUGGGGGAGGGGGACUCAAGGCCCAGAGGCCCCAGCAAGGAUCAAGAAGGCCAGGGGUCAGACCACAAUAGGUCCUUCCCGUGGAACCCAGAGUCCACAGUGUACCCCAUGUGCCCCACCAUGACCCAUGGGCUCUGGGUCGGGCCCUGACAGGCAAAGGUGGAGAAUGGCUGGCUUUCCACUAGCAGGUGCUCUGGGGCUCACUGUCCCCUCUGGGCCUGGGAAGUGAUUGCUCAUUCCCCUCCCCCUCCCUUCCCCCAAGACAUGGCUUCUCCUCUUAUUGACGUUGGGUCUGGUAAGGACUUUGUUCUUGGCCAAACCCACUUUGAUAUUCUCUAUCUUCCUCCUUUCUCACCUUCCACCUUCCUUUCAUUUCUUCCAAUAUUUGGUAUCUACCAUAUGCCAUGAACAUAUACCAUAUGUUCUAGGCCCUGAAGAUAUACAGAAGAGAGUUGGGUCUUGCCCUGGUGGAAUUUAUAACCAGUGGGAAGAGAGACAUUAAUGAAGUAACCCUGCAGACGAAUGUUUCACAGCAGAGGAAUGAGUGCUCUGCAUGAGAGGUAGCAAGGUGUUGGGAAUCAGUAAUAGAGGGAUGCAACUAAAUCAGGGAAGGGAGGCAAGUGACCUUGAGCCAAGAGCUGAAGAAGUUGUGACUAGGAAAAAGGAGGGGGAAGAGAUUCCAUGCAGGAGCAUUAGCAUGUGCAAAGGUCCAGUAGCAGGAGGAUGCUUGCUGAGUGAGAAGGACUGAGAGAAGGUCUGUAUGGCCAGCGAAGGGAAUGUGAGAUGGGCUGAAAGUCAGUAGAUUAGACUGAUCAUUUGUUGAAAAAGUAUCAGUUGAGUGCCUCUACAAUGAGCCAGGAGCACCAGACAGACAAGACCACCGCCCACACAGAGCAGGCAGACCACAGACCAAGGAGAACCGUUCAGUGAGGGAGAAAUGAAGGGAGAAGUGAUCCGGAGUCACCUUGGGGAGAGGCAGGGGCUGGGAAGGCUCCUCUGAGCUGAGAGUGGAAGAGCAGAUCUGGCCACAGGCUUUAGAGCAGGACCAGCUUGGCGUGACUGAGGAAUGGCACGAAGGCCCGUGUGUACGGAGUGGAGCGAGCCGGGGGAGAAGAAUGCAAGCUGAGGGUGCAGGUGCUGGCAGGGCAGGUCUUCGAGGCUUGCGGGUAACCUACCAUGAUUGGGAGCCACUGCUGGUUUUUAUCAGAGGAGAGCCACACUCAGACUCCCCAGAAGAGCUGUGAGGCUGAACUCAGAGUCUCGUCCUCUCAGAGCCUCCUGGAGGAGGAGGACCCAGCGCCCCUAUCCCAGCAGCUACAGGCCACCUGUGCAAGCGGCAGGGAGCCCCUCCACCACCUCGACCUCCCCCCUGCAUCGCUGGUGGCUGUGGAGUACCUGCCUUUCUACCGCACCCAUGGGCAGCUCCUGGCAGAGGAUGAGUCAGCCCUGCAGCCCAGGGUGUGCAGGCCCCAAGCAGCAGACCCGAGCAUCGGAGAGGUGCCGCUCCCAGAGGACUCGGAGCCGAAUGGAGGGUUCUUUCCUCACUACCGCUCCAAGGAGGAGCAUUUUCCCAGCCUGGCCCUUCCUGGCAGGUCAUGUGGGGGCUCCCAAGACCCACCCACCAGGAGCGAGGCACAGGCUGGAUGCUUCUGCAGGACGACAGUCAGCUGCGGGUGCUCUGUUGCCCUGGCAGGCCCGGACCUUGCCUCUGGGUCCUCUCACUGUCCUGUCCACUGCCCACUCCUGCUGGUCUCGGCAGGAUGCUCCAGUGAUGGCGGCCUGGACGCCCCCCUCUCCAGUGACACUGCCUUCGGGGGCUGCGCCCUUUGUGCCCCAGGCUUCGUGCCGUACUACAGAAGCCCCGAGGAGGGGCUUCACACCAGCCCUGGGCCUCCCACCUCUCCGUCGGGGGGCCAGGAGCCACCCAGGCCCCGUGCAGCUACACUGUGAGGGAGCAGGAGCUGGCGGCGCGGGAGCCACUGGAGAACGGGCCAGCACCGGCGGAUCAGCCAAGGGGCAAGGCGGCUGGGGGCAAGGUUCCCAGGGCUCAGUCUGCCCCGGCCGCAGCCCUCAUGCCUUUAUUCCCCCUGCCACAGUGCCCAUGACCACUGCUGAAGGCGAGCCCACCUCCCUGCCCAGCAGGCUCUCCUGUCACUCCACUGAGCUGGGCAGGCGAGAAGACCCUGCGCCUGCGAGCGGGUGGCUCCACCCCGGUGUCCAGCUCAGCAGGCCUGGGUUGGCCUCUCUCCUGGAAGAACACAGGGGAGCAGCUCAGCCUGUGCCCUAUGUUCAGCCAUCCCCCGGCCAAGAAGGGACCCUGCUGCCCGGGGCUGCUCCCUUUUACCUCUCCCAGCUGCAAAACCCGCCCAAUGAGACGUGGAGGGCAGCAGCCCUAAAAGAGGCUCCAGCAAGGGGAUGUCUGCCUUGUCCAGCCCUCAGACCUUCCCACCCGCCCUGCUGUAGCCUGUCCCAAGCUCAGAGGGAGGGAGUAGGGUCCGCUAACAACUGAGGGAUGCAGAGACCAGAGACUGGUUGUGUAAAUAAAUCACUUCACUACAAUUGUUGGCAUUGGUGCACGAAUAUGAUGCUUGGAGUAAUACUUACAGCUUCCA
Messenger RNA from Equus caballus (horse), 3748 nucleotides. The record is from RefSeq and is a predicted model, not a curated record. NCBI's taxonomy places the organism in Eukaryota, Metazoa, Chordata, Mammalia, Perissodactyla, Equidae.